CUAACUAAAUAACCACACCAAAAUAUACAGACACACAUUUAUUAUAAAAUCAAACAGUAGUUACUAGCACAUUUUUCUUUUUUGCCAUUUUUUGAGGUCUCCAUUUGUUUGCUUUUGAGUUCUAGUUUCACAACAUGUCUGCUAAAACAAGAAUUUCUUGUCUAAGCUACAUUAAUAAAAUUCUUCUUGUUCUUCUCCUAUCAAGAACAGCACAUUCAGUUGAAGUAUCACAGAGCUGUAAUUUAUUUCAAGGAAGUUGGGUUUUUGAUGAUUCUUAUCCACUUUAUGAUUCUUUACAGUGUCCUUUUAUAGACCAAGGUCUCAAUUGCCUCAAAAAUGGAAGAACAGAUAAAUUUUAUCUCAAAUAUAGAUGGCAGCCAACUGAUUGUGACAUGUCCAGGUUCGACGGUGAAGAUCUCCUGAAAAACUUCAGGGGCAAAAACUUCAUGUUUGUGGGGGAUUCCUUGAGCAGUAACCAGUGGCAAUCACUAGCAUGCAUGCUUCAUGCUGCAGUUCCGAAUUCUAAUUACACAUUUGACCAAACAAGAAACCGUUCCGUUCUCUCAUUCCCGGAGUUUGAGUUCACAGUCACAUUCUUGAAAAACGGAUUUCUCGUUGACCUCGUGGUUGAGGAAGCAGGACGAGUUCUCAAGCUCGACUCUCUCAGCAGGACUGAACAGUGGAAAGGAGUUGAUUUCUUAAUCUUCAACAGCUACCAUUGGUGGAUACACACUGGACGUCUACAAACAUGGGAUUAUUUUCAAGUUGGUGACAAACUCUAUAAGGAUUUGGACCAUAUGGAAGCAUACAAAAUUGCUUUGACUACUUGGGCCAAUUGGAUUGAUUCCAACAUUGAUCCUGCUGUGACUAAAGUGUUCUUCCAAGGAAUUUCUGCUGUUCAUUAUCAUGGCAACGAUUGGAAUGAACCAAUGGUACAAGACUGCACUGGACAAACAAAGCCAAUAGAGGGAUCAACUUAUCCAGGUGACAGAUAUCCAGGAGAGGCAGUCGUAAAAAGUGUUCUCAGUAACAUGACAAAGCCUGUCACUUUACUUGAUAUUGCACUGCUUACACAACUACGAAAAGACGGGCACCCUUCGAGAAUUGCCAGUGGCGCAACCGAUUGCAGCCACUGGUGUGUAGCUGGUGUUCCAGAUGCUUGGAAUGAGCUAUUGUACUCAAUCUUGCUCCAGAAGUGAUUUUUGAAAGAUAUUGUCUUUCUUCUUUAAUCACAAAUCUCAAUCUCAUAUAUAAAUGAAAUAUGAUCGCUAGGUGG
Molecule: messenger RNA, 1276 nt
Organism: Lycium ferocissimum
Lineage: Eukaryota; Viridiplantae; Streptophyta; Magnoliopsida; Solanales; Solanaceae
Product: protein trichome birefringence-like 42
Exons: 5
Coding region: 135-1199 (354 amino acids)
Cellular component (GO): Golgi apparatus
Molecular function (GO): O-acetyltransferase activity
Source: RefSeq, a predicted model, not a curated record